GCCAAAAGAACCAAAAAGGUCGGUAUUUGCGGUAAAUAUGGUACAAGAUAUGGUGCCAGUUUGCGUAAAGAUAUCAAAAAAAUGGAAAUAACCCAACAUGGAAAGUACACUUGUAGUUUCUGUGGAAAGGAAACCAUGAAGAGGAAAGCUGUUGGCAUUUGGACGUGUAAAUCCUGUAAAAAGGUGGUUGCCGGUGGAGCUUAUAUCUACAGUACAACUGCUGCUGCCACAGCCCGUUCCACCAUACGUCGUCUCAAGGAAAGUAAAGAUACAUAA
This is a messenger RNA of Helobdella robusta, 276 nucleotides long. RefSeq lists its product as hypothetical. Gene Ontology annotation, molecular function: structural constituent of ribosome. The record is from RefSeq and is a predicted model, not a curated record. Gene Ontology annotation, biological process: translation. NCBI's taxonomy places the organism in Eukaryota, Metazoa, Annelida, Clitellata, Rhynchobdellida, Glossiphoniidae. The transcript is spliced from 3 exons. Gene Ontology annotation, cellular component: ribosome. The annotation marks the transcript as partial.